Molecule: messenger RNA, 2791 nt
Organism: Blepharisma stoltei
Lineage: Eukaryota; Ciliophora; Heterotrichea; Heterotrichida; Blepharismidae
Source: the annotation of a GenBank genome assembly
AUGGGAGAUAUUCGAAAAUAUUUCGGCGCGCCUAUAAAAGAUAAAGAACCAGAAAAACCCAAAGAAGAAUCUCCAAAACGAAAGCGCUUAAACAAAGUCUCUUCAAAACAAGAAACCAAAAAGCCAAAAAUCGAAAAAAACACAAGUAAAUUCUUCCCUAAAGGCCAAUCCCCUAAAGCUUCCCCAGACUAUGCUUCUUCAGCAACAGAAAUAAUUCCAUCAGAUGAAGAAUACUCUCGUCCAAAAUCCCCACCAAUUAAGACCAAAAAAAUCUCUCCAAAGCGCGAGCCUAAGCCUAAAGACAAAAUCGAUUACAAACCUAAAAAACCCGCACCAUCCAAAAAGAAGCCAAAAAGUGAGCCAAAAUCCAUUCCUUCCUCCAGUACUCCCCUUCAAGGUCAAACUUUUGUGAUAACAGGAGUUCUGAGCAAUUACGAUAGAAAUGAAUUAACAGAUAUUCUGAAAUCAUUUGGAGCCAAGGUGACUGGCAACGUCAGCAAGAGAACUAGUUGUUUGAUACAUGGAGAUAAGCUGGAAGAUGGGAGAAAUUUUACAGAAGGGAAUAAAUAUAAAACCGCACUAGAAAAUGGGACGAAAAUUAUGAAUGAAGAAGAGCUUGAACAUAUGAUAGAAGACUUAAAAGGUAAUGAAAAAUCGUCACCUGUAGAUCAGGAUUCUUUUAAUGCGGUUCAGGUAUCACAGAAACCAGCAAGGGUUCCUAUAAAAGUUAGUCAAACUGAUGCAACUCAGUCUUUAUCAAAUGCAAGCCAGCUAUGGGUUGACAAGUAUAAGCCUAAGACUAUCCAAGACAUUUUAGGGAAUAAUAAAACAGUCGAAAAAUUAUGGGAAUGGCUGAGAGAUUGAGAAGAAGUCGUUAUUCAUGGCAAUAAAAAAGAUGUAGAAGCAUUUAGCAGAGGGAGGCUGGAUUUAACUCUAAAUGUCAAUGCAAAAGCAGCUUUAAUUUCGGGUCCACCAGGAGUAGGAAAAACAACUGCAGCUAGAGUUGUAGGGAAAACAUUAGAUUACCAAAUAAUGGAAAUGAACGCAAGCGAUUUUCGAUCAAAAAAAUUAAUUCUUGACCCUUUGAAAGCAUCGAGUGGAAACCAGAGCAUGACAGGCAAUGGGACGAUAAUGAAAAAUCUGAUUGUUAUGGAUGAAGUUGAUGGUAUGUCAGCUGGGGAUAGAGGAGGGACUACUGCAUUAAUUGAGGUGAUAAAAACAACUAAAGUCCCUAUUAUUUGUAUUUGUAAUGAUAGACAAAGCACGAAGUUGAAAUCAUUAGCUAACUACUGCUAUGAUCUUAGAUUUCAAAAACCUAAUAAAUCUCAAAUUUCUAAAAGACUUUUAGCUAUUAUGGCAUCGGAAGGAUUAUCGAUUUCCAUUAGAUUAAUAUUUAAAGUCUCAACUGCCUUAGAGCUAAAAUACUCUUUUGGGCCCAAACUAGAGAUGUCACCUGGCCCCGACAAGAACAAUGGCCUAUGCGCCACUUGAGUCCAAUCUAAGCAAAUACCAAAAUACCCGAGCCAGCUGCCCAAAAACUAGCAGCCUUACCUCACCCUUACCUGAAUCAGCUCCUGCGCAUGUCCACCCAAGAGUCACCUUCCUCCUGGUCUGCUGAGAGGUAAAAGCUUACCCUUGGAACAGUUCCUCUACCCUAUGCGACUAAAGUUAAGUCACUAUUGUUUUCAGAAGUUCUCAAGGUAAAACUAAACCUCAUAGAUUCCAUGUAAGAAAAUUAGCAGAGCUAUUCCUCUCGAACCGAGUGCCAUUUUAUUUAUCUAUAGAAUGUUUAUCAAUUGAGCCAAAUGCAUUAGAAAUGAUCAUAGAAUCCUCGGGAAAUGACAUAAGGCAAACUUUAACUCUACUGGAAAUGUGGGCUCGGACCAAUAAUUCUAUGAAUUACAAUCAAGCAAAAAAGGGCUUACAAUUCAUUUCAAAAGAUUCCAUUACAAUGGUCGGAAAUUUUGAUGCUGCUGCAAAGCUGCUAAAUAAUCAUGAAACUCGUGCAAUGAGUCAUAAGCAAAAAAUUGACUUAUUUUUCGUCGAUUUUGACUUAAUUCCUCUUCUUAUACAAGAAAACUACCUCUCAGCAAUUCCUCAAAAUAGCCAAACUAUAGAAAAUAUGGCAAACGCUGCUGACUCAAUUGCAUUUGGGGACUUAAUUAAUAAGCAAAUCCGCACUAAUAACGAUUGGACUCUUCUUCCACAGCUUGGCCAAGCUUCAGCUAUAGAGCCAGGAGCUCUAACUGGAAAUGGUAUCCCUUUUCCUCGAUUUCCUGAAUGGUUUGGAAAAUCAUCCACCCAGAAAAAGAACGAAAGACUUGUACAAGAGCUCAGAUCUGCUAUGGCAGGGCACAUUACAGGAGACAAUAUAACGAUUCUCAGCGAAUAUGUCCCAUUAAUCUACAAAAUGAUUAUGAAGCCUAUUAUAAAGCAUGAUAUGGACGGUGUAGAAGAAGCUGUAGAAAUAAUCCAUACUUAUGGUCUUAACCCUGAUAUGUUUAAAGACCAUCUAAUUCAAUUGCAAUUUGACAGCGAAAAAAGUGAAGAAGAAUUCAAAAAAAUCCCGACCAAAACAAAGGCUCAAAUAACGAGGGUUUAUAAUACUGUUUUUAAGAGCUCGCUGAAAAAGGUUAAAAAGAAAAGAGAAGAAAAGGAAGAAAAAGAUCAGGUGGAUCCUGAGUUUGCAGAAGAUGAAAAUGGGAAUGAAGAAGAGGAAGAUGAGAAGGAAGAGGAGAGCGAUAUUGAGGUAAAGCCAACGGUUAAAACAGUUAAAAAGAAAAAGAAAUAA